CGGAAAUACGCCAUCACACUGCGCUAUCAAACAUUAGAAAGUGCGCAGCUAGCAAACAACUACUUCGUUUAUGCUAGCUGUUCUAUAUUAUAACGGGGAAUUAUAAUAGUUUCUUCAUAAUUCAGUUUAAUUUCCUAUAUUCGCUAAAUUUGAUUAUAUUCCAAUAAAAAAAAAAGAUACAGCCAUGGCGAUGCAAGCAGCUAAACGAGCGAAUAUUCGUUUACCUCCAGAGGUGAACAGGAUAUUGUACAUACGUAACCUUCCAUACAAGAUCACUGCAGAGGAAAUGUAUGACAUCUUUGGGAAGUAUGGGCCAAUUCGUCAAAUCAGAGUUGGAAACACACCAGAGUCAAGAGGAACUGCUUAUGUUGUAUAUGAGGACAUCUUUGAUGCCAAAAAUGCCUGCGACCAUCUUUCUGGAUUCAACGUCUGCAACAGAUACUUGGUUGUAUUGUACUAUAACGCAAACAGGGCUUUCCAAAAAAUGGACACAAAGAAAAAGGAGGAGCAGCUGAAACUUCUCAAAGAAAAAUAUGGAAUAAACACAGACCCACCAAAAUAGUUGGCAAAGAUAUUUUGUUUUCCUGCCUUCCACCAUGACAUAUUCACAUUAGAUCUUUAAGUAACAAUCUUUUUGAAAUACCUGUUGAAAGUGCUCAUUUUUUGACCUGAAGAAUAUUCAUAGAUGUUGACCUAAUUUUUGUUUUAUGUUAAUAUUGAAUACAAGAGAUAUGCCAUUUGUUUGUCAAAAUUUGUUGUAUUAAAUGAAUGCUUUUCUUUUUUAAAA
This is a messenger RNA of Xyrauchen texanus (razorback sucker), 787 nucleotides long. Its product is annotated as splicing factor 3B subunit 6-like. Gene Ontology annotation, cellular component: cytoplasm; ribonucleoprotein complex; nucleus. NCBI's taxonomy places the organism in Eukaryota, Metazoa, Chordata, Actinopteri, Cypriniformes, Catostomidae. The transcript has 4 exons. The record is from RefSeq and is a predicted model, not a curated record. Gene Ontology annotation, molecular function: mRNA binding. The coding region runs from base 185 to 562 and encodes 125 amino acids.